Molecule: messenger RNA, 3158 nt
Organism: Suncus etruscus (white-toothed pygmy shrew)
Lineage: Eukaryota; Metazoa; Chordata; Mammalia; Eulipotyphla; Soricidae
Gene: RALGPS1
Product: Ral GEF with PH domain and SH3 binding motif 1
Exons: 21
Coding region: 267-2045 (592 amino acids)
Biological process (GO): Ras protein signal transduction; positive regulation of GTPase activity
Cellular component (GO): plasma membrane
Molecular function (GO): guanyl-nucleotide exchange factor activity
Source: RefSeq, a predicted model, not a curated record
CCGGCUCCGGCUCCCUCGUCAGUCAGCUCGCGCUCCAGCUGUGCCCGGCCCGGCCCUGGCCCGGCUCGGCCCGGCCCUGGCCUCGGAGCGAAGGCGCCGCUGCCGCCUGGGCCGCUCGCAGGGCCAUGAGGAGGCGGCGGCAGCCAUUGCGGCCCGCGUCAAGGUGACCGGCCAGGACUGCGGCGGCGGCGAGAGCGAGCGGACUUGUGCAGACGGGUUAUGUCACCCCCACAGGCGGCCCUGAAGCUCCCCGCAGCCCCGAGACUAUGUACAAGCGGAAUGGUCUGAUGGCUAGCGUGUUGGUCACCUCAGCCACUCCACAGGGCAGCAGCAGCUCAGACUCUCUGGAGGGCCAGAGCUGCGACUAUGCCAGCAAGAGCUACGACGCCGUGGUCUUCGAUGUGCUGAAAGUGACGCCUGAGGAGUUUGCUAGCCAGAUUACACUCAUGGACAUUCCUGUGUUUAAAGCCAUCCAGCCGGAGGAACUAGCCAGCUGUGGAUGGAGUAAGAAGGAGAAACAUAGUCUCGCCCCCAACGUCGUGGCCUUCACCCGGAGGUUUAAUCAGGUCAGUUUUUGGGUUGUUCGAGAAAUUCUGACAGCACAGACUUUAAAAAUAAGGGCAGAAAUCCUGAGCCAUUUUGUGAAAAUAGCCAAGAAACUUCUAGAACUCAAUAACCUUCACUCUCUCAUGUCUGUGGUAUCAGCGUUACAAAGUGCGCCCAUCUUCCGACUGACAAAAACCUGGGCUCUUUUGAACCGGAAAGAUAAGACGACCUUCGAGAAACUGGACUACUUGAUGUCUAAAGAAGAUAAUUACAAGCGGACACGGGACUACAUCCGGAGCCUGAAGAUGGUCCCCAGCAUCCCCUAUCUAGGAAUCUAUCUGCUGGACCUGAUCUACAUCGACUCGGCAUACCCGGCCUCAGGCAGCAUCAUGGAGAACGAGCAGCGCUCCAACCAGAUGAACAACAUCCUGCGCAUCAUCGCUGACCUGCAGGUCUCCUGCAGCUACGAUCACCUCACCACACUACCCCAUGUGCAGAAGUACCUGAAGUCUGUGCGCUACAUUGAGGAGCUGCAGAAGUUUGUGGAAGAUGACAACUAUAAGCUGUCACUCAGAAUUGAACCUGGAAGCAGUUCUCCAAGGCUCGUCUCAUCCAAAGAAGACCUUGCAGGCUCCUCUGCUGGAUCCAGCUCUGCCAGGUUCAGCCGGAGGCCCACGUGCCCAGAUGCAUCAGUUGCUGGCAGCCUCCCCACGCCCCCUGUGCCAAGACACAGGAAGAGCCACAGCCUGGGCAACAAUCUCAUGUGUCAGUUGAGUGUAGUUGAGAGUAAAAGCGCCACGUUCCCGUCGGAGAAGGCGCGGCACCUGCUGGACGACAGCGUCCUAGAGUCCCGCAGUCCCCGCAGGGCGCUCGCCGCCUCCUCCGCUGCCACCAAUGGACUCUCCCUAGGCAGUAGUGAGAGCUCAGAGUUUAGUGAAGAGAUGUCUGCAGGGCUGGAAAGCAGGGGACGUCUGUAUGCCACUCUGGGGCCCAACUGGCGGGUCCCCGUUCGGAAUUCUCCCCGGACCCGAAGCUGCGCCUACAGCCCCACAGGCCCCUGCAUCUGUGCCCUGGGGAGUUCAGUGGCGGUGCCCACCAUGGAGGGGCCACUGCGGAGGAAGACGCUGCUCAAGGAAGGCCGGAAGCCGGCGCUAUCUUCAUGGACCAGGUAUUGGGUCAUUCUUUCAGAAUCCACUCUCCUUUACUAUGGGGCCAAGUCUCUUCGGGGCACAGACAGAAAACACUACAAAUCCACACCUGGCAAAAAGGUCUCCAUCGUGGGCUGGAUGGUGCAGCUGCCUGAUGAUCCCGAGCACCCUGACAUUUUCCAGCUGAAUAACCCUGACAAAGGCAAUGUUUACAAGUUCCAGACUGGCUCUCGCUUCCACGCGAUACUAUGGCACAAGCAUUUGGAUGACGCAUGUAAAAGCAACAGGCCUCAGGAACUGGCUGCAUCCUCCCAAUGGGAGGUACCUGCAAACCUUAUGUCAUUCGAGUAAGACUCUUCGGGAUGCAGCGUGACUCCAGAGGCCUCGGAAGGGCAGGUGAUGACGCAGAUGUCUGGGCCCAGGGUGCCGUGGCCCAGGGUGCUGGGAGACCCUCAGCCAGACCCAUGGGUUUGCGGGCCGCGGCCUCACUUUCCAGAGCACUCAGCUGGUGCCAGAUCCUCCCGCCUGCCAACCCCAGCGACUCUCACAGCACUCCUGCAGCAUGGAGGGGAGCCUUGGUCGAACCCCCAAACUGUGUCCUUUCCCCUCCCUCCUUCCCUCCCUGGGCCCUCGUCCAUCCACCAGCUGCAGCUGCUGCACCCACAGGGCUGGCGGCCCAUUGGGUGCCCAGUGCUUCCUGCUGCACGGAAGCAGGGACCAUGUCCCCCUCUCCAAGGGUCCCUACAAGGGACAGGCGGUGGAAAUGGCUUCAUCCGCCCCAAGUGCAUGGGGUUGCUUGCCCUCCGGGGCCACCUCUGAUUUUGUACAACACCUGAAGCGCCCUCUGCGUGCGUGCGUGCGAGAGAACAAGCAAGAACUCGUUGGAGAAACAUGCAUUUUGGCACAAGAUUCGGGACAUCUCACCUUCAUCUGCUUUGAGGCCAUGCUGGAAUCUUUGAGGAAGGCCCGCGGGAGCACCCAGCUUCCGCCCGCAUGGGCCCAUGUGUUCUUUUACUGUAACAAACAAUGCCUUAACGUGUCUCGUUUUCUGUUCCUAUGGGUGCUAUUCAUCCAGAAGGCCUGCAGCCUGCCUGGGCCCCCCCGGCCCUUUCCAGUCCUUGUCACCGUCGACUCAGUUGAUACAGGACCAGCUGUAGGACUGUGGACCCGGUCGCUGGCCUGCUUGUUCCAUUCUCUCCCCCGCAGGCCUAGAUGCCCCCUUCUCCAACCAGGCCAGGAUGGCAAGUUGGGACCCUUUCUCUGCCUGCCCCCAAACAGCACGGAGGCCCCAGACUCGCAGCGAAAGGCUAGUCACAGGCCCACUCCAUGGCACCCACUGCUCCCCGCAGGCCCCAGGCUUCGUUCCAUCCCUCUUGGCCCUUUGCUUCCACUGCCAGGGCAGGGCUCACUGUAGUUCCUGAUUACACCAGGGAGCUGAGUGACAUUGAGGCCUUAGGCUCCCCC